This is a messenger RNA of Diospyros lotus (date-plum), 1307 nucleotides long. Its product is annotated as heavy metal-associated isoprenylated plant protein 2-like. Gene Ontology annotation, molecular function: metal ion binding. Bases 44 to 403 code for a protein of 119 amino acids. The record is from RefSeq and is a predicted model, not a curated record. NCBI's taxonomy places the organism in Eukaryota, Viridiplantae, Streptophyta, Magnoliopsida, Ericales, Ebenaceae. The transcript is spliced from 2 exons.
UGGCAGAAUGAACCAAUAAUCAGAAGGACUGCAGCCACAGUUCAUGGAAUCAACGUGCCUCUCCACUAUCCAGAAAACAAUAGUGGCAGUGGAUCUUCUUUGUUCCAAGUGCAGGCUGAAGGUCAUGAAGUUAAUUUCAACCGUAGAAGGUAUAAAUUCCAUUGUUCUUGACCCCUCCAAAAAUACAGUGACUGUGGUAGGGGAGGCUGAUCCGGUUUGUAUCAUUAGAAAGGUGAGGAAAUUCAGACGAUCCGCACAGAUUAUCAGUAUAGGACCGCCAAAGGAGGAGAAGAAGGAAGAGAAGAAAGAAGCUAUUCUUUCCCUUCCAAGGACAUGUCAGAAGUGCGAUGUCUGGUACGUGGUUCACGAUGAUCUCUACGGUCAGUACUGUAGUAUUCUCUGAGUUGAGAUCUCGGCUGUGAUAUUUGCAUUUAUGUUGAUAGAUUGCUCUACUUCAAGGUUUCUGUUAUGUCUUCUGUUUUUGUAAGUUCCAUUUGUUGUCUCACUAUUCCUAGCCAAAAACAUUAUUCAGUCAAACAUUGUAUGCAUGUACUGAUAUCUUGCCCGUAGGUGGUGGGUAGAUUCUGAGCCAAGAUCUUCCCCCACAGCAUUUCCAGAAUUUGAAUGGGUUGGAAUGGGCAUGAUAGUGUUCAUGUUUUGCUCUAAAUUUGUGAGAAUGCACGUUGAUGGUGGGCAUGAAUUCAGAAAGAAAACAGAAAUGUGUUUUUCUAAUAAAGAGUGGGACAUCAUUAGUUUCUUGAUAUAAAUUGAGAUUUGGUCUACCCUGUUGCUAUUGACAGGUAGAUAACGACUUAAAAUGCUUGAAGAGACUAUUUUGUAGCUGAAUUAAUGUAAUAUAAACAUGGCAGUUCAUACGAACUUUUCCCAGGAAAAAGCCCUCGAAAGGCAAGUAGAAUGUCGGAGUUUGAUUGGGGUGGGUGGGGUGUGUAGGGUCAAUAUUUUACAUUUGUUGUCAUAUUUACACCCCUCCACCAAUGUAGUUGUAGUCUUGUAGAUGCUAUUCUUUCAGUCUGCUCUCUUUCUUAUGGGUGCUAUCCUUCCAUUAGUCAUUUCAUAUCCUACUAUUACUGUUUAUAAAAUAAGUAUUACAUUUAUUGGGUAUAUUUCAAAUUUAUAUGCAAAAUAAGAGUAAGUUUAUGCAUAAAUAAUAAGAAUCAUUGUGGACUACAUCAUAAUACAAAAUAUCCAAUUCAUUAUUGAUACAUAAUAUAUUGAUUUUGAUCAUUUAAUAUAAAUCUAAAUUUAACCAUCAAUCCAUUUAAAUAAACCCUAAACUCUCUUUAUAA